UAUAUAUAACUUGACCUAUGGUUUUAAAUUUCAUAUAUAACAUUAGCAUAUUUUAUAUAUCUAUAUUUUUGUUCAUUUGCUUCUCCUAGGAUAACAAAAAUGAGAACCCAAAUCCAUUUUCACUCUCUUCCAUUAUUAUUAUUGUUCACCCUAUCUCUCCUAUUGGGCCAAUGCAAGCCUGACCCUGACCCACUUCAAGAUUAUUGCAUUGCAGAUAACAAAAGCACUUUUUUCAUCAAUGGGGUACCUUGCAUUGACCCAAAACAAGCUACUUCAUCUCAUUUUGUAACAUCUUCAUUAUCAAAGCCCGCUAACACAACAAACAUGUUUGGUUUUAGUGUCACCCCAACAAACACUAAUAACCUUCCUGGGCUUAACACAUUGGGCCUUGUAUUAGUUCGAAUUGAUAUAGAACGUAAUGGGAUUGUGCCACCACAUUCUCACCCACGGGCCUCAGAAGUUACAACAUGCUUAAAAGGGCUUUUACUUGUGGGCUUUAUUGAUACAAAUAAUCGUGUUUUUACUCAAAAUUUAAAUCCUGGUGAAUCAUUUGUUUUUCCAAAGGGUCUUGUACAUUUUUUGUAUAAUCGUGAUUCUAAGGAACCAGCAUUGGCAAUUUCUGGGCUUAAUAGUCAAAACCCAGGUUCACAAAUUGCAUCAAUUGCAACAUUUGCUAGUAAACCUUCCAUUCCUGAUGAAAUACUUAAGAAGGCUUUUCAAAUUAGUGGUAAGGAUGUGAAAAUUAUUAGGGAAAAUCUUGGUGGUUGAUUACGCUGUUUUUCAGUUAUUGUUAUUACAAUUAUACUUCAUUUUUAAGGUAUGGUUUGAAAAAUAUUGUACUUGGGAAUUAUUAUGUGGGAACAUGAUGAUGUUAGAUUUUUAUAUUUAAAAUUUUAAAAGAAAGAGACAUCUAAACCGUUGUUGUAUUACAUGUUUAAUUUAAUAAUUAAAAGUUAAAUUAGACUGUUGAUCUAACUCUUGUAUUGGCUAUUAUUAUUGAUGUGGAGUGAAGAA
Messenger RNA from Cicer arietinum (chickpea), 1014 nucleotides. RefSeq names its product germin-like protein subfamily 1 member 1. The record is from RefSeq and is a predicted model, not a curated record. Gene Ontology annotation, molecular function: manganese ion binding. NCBI's taxonomy places the organism in Eukaryota, Viridiplantae, Streptophyta, Magnoliopsida, Fabales, Fabaceae.